UCAACUCGAUGGCGACUCACGACAAACCCUAUCCCCUGCUCGCCCCCGAACCCUCGCGGCCGAUUCCGAGCACUUCUCUCUCUCUCUCUCUCUCUCUCUCUCCCUCGCCGGUGUUGUCGCUCUCCGUUCGAUUCGGUGCCCUUCUCCCUCCUCUCGAUUCUCUAAAGCAGUGAUCGGAUUGCCAGUUAUGGAUACCAUUGCUCCUCUGCAGGAUGUCAUGCUGGAAUUUCGUGCUGGCAGGAUGAACCGUGAGGGGACACGAGUUGUUCCAGACAGCCGUAAGGGGCUUGUCCGCAUUGGGAGGGGGGAGGAAGGUCUAGUGCACUUUCAGUGGAUUGAUCGGAACCUGAACGUAGUUGAAGAAGAUCAGAUCGUCUUUCCAAAUGAGUCUGUUUUUGAAAAGGUGAGUCAAUCUUCGGAAAGAGUAUACAUUUUGAAGUUCAGCUCUGAUGACAGGAAAUUCUUCUUCUGGAUGCAAGAACCAAGAGCUGAUGGCGACCUACAAAUAUGCAACUCAGUUAACAGCUACCUCAACCAUCCUUUAGAUGUAAUUGGUGAAGAUGAAGCUGAGGUUUCAAUUCCUAUGCAAAUGUCUGAAAUGUCAGAAGAUACAGCUGAUGAUGAUUUCUCUUCUAGAGCGGGGAAUUUAGUUGAUCAAAGCAUGGCAGCGGAAUUGGCUGGUGAAGUGACAUCUUCUGCUGGACCUGUACAAAUGGAAGAUUUACAGAGAAUAUUAAGAAGUAUUCAACCAGCAGAUGCUGUUGAAGAUCCUUAUGCCGGUAUAGGAUUAGGAGAUAUCUUAAAGCCCGAGUUGGUCUUGCCACUUAUCGAGACAUUGCCGGUUGAAGAACGGUUGGCAUCGUACUUACCUGAGGGUUCACAAACUCGUGCUGAUAUCAUCGAGUUGCUUCAGAGUCCUCCAUUUCGCCAACAAGUGGACACAUUUACUCAUGUUCUUCGAAUGGGCCAAGUAGACUUAUCUCAGUUUGGAAUUGAUCCAAGUAAAUACAAGUUCACCGUUCUCUCGUUUCUCGAGGCUCUAGAAGACUCGGUUUCAAAAGCUUCAGAUUCUUUAGGCUCGGGAUCGAUGCAAGAUGAGAACAAAGACUCCCAGUCGCAGAGGUGUAGUGGCGGCGAUGCCAUGGACGAAAGCUGAUAUCGUCGACUUUGUAGGGUUACUGUAUCACUCGGCGCAUCACCGAAAAACGGAGAAAUUAUUCCCUCUCGCGGGAAAAAAGAAUGGAGGAUGGAAGGUACACUUUGCUCUUCCUGUGGGGUCUUCUGCUUGGCUUAAGAGUGAGAGUGGCAUGUGAGAUUGAAUGAUUGCUUCGCGGUUGUAUCCUCCGGUUUAUUUAGGGACAAAUUUACAGACAUUGAUCAUUGUACUAUUCAUUAAUUUCUCUCUCUCUCUCUCUCUCUCUAUUGUUCUUCUUGUUUUCAAGGACAAUAAUACUUUGUUUAGUUAUUGUUUUCCUACUACCUGGUAGAAUUGCUUGGGCUAUUGCUUCUGUGUACUGCUAUAUCCUUUUGUUUUUAGGUAUCUUUUAUACA
This is a messenger RNA of Ananas comosus (pineapple), 1551 nucleotides long. RefSeq names its product 26S proteasome regulatory subunit RPN13. The record is from RefSeq and is a predicted model, not a curated record. Gene Ontology annotation, biological process: ubiquitin-dependent protein catabolic process. Gene Ontology annotation, molecular function: ubiquitin binding; endopeptidase activator activity; proteasome binding. Bases 188 to 1156 code for a protein of 322 amino acids. The transcript has 15 exons. NCBI's taxonomy places the organism in Eukaryota, Viridiplantae, Streptophyta, Magnoliopsida, Poales, Bromeliaceae. Gene Ontology annotation, cellular component: nucleus; cytoplasm; proteasome regulatory particle, lid subcomplex.